This is a messenger RNA of Cylas formicarius (sweet potato weevil), 5852 nucleotides long. RefSeq names its product segment polarity protein dishevelled homolog DVL-1 (gene dsh). Lineage: Eukaryota; Metazoa; Arthropoda; Insecta; Coleoptera; Brentidae. The transcript has 11 exons. Gene Ontology annotation, cellular component: cytosol. Gene Ontology annotation, biological process: intracellular signal transduction; canonical Wnt signaling pathway. Gene Ontology annotation, molecular function: frizzled binding. The record is from RefSeq and is a predicted model, not a curated record. The coding region runs from base 138 to 1994 and encodes 618 amino acids.
UCGUGCAUUGAACUUUCUCCGCGCGACUAGUGGGUGGGGAUGAGGUGAUUUUUCUCGCAGUAAUGGCCGCCAUGUUGUGGAAAUGUGUACCGUUGCCGUGGAAGUGAUGUGAAUUCUCGGAAAAUAAGCCGCGGAAAAUGGAAGAAACGAAAGUGAUUUACCACAUAGAUGAUGAGGAAACCCCGUACCUGGUGAAAAUCCCGAUUUCGCCCGACAAAGUGACUCUGGCAGACUUUAAAAAUGUCCUUAACAGACCGAAUUACAAGUUUUUCUUUAAGUCGAUGGAUGACGAUUUCGGGGUUGUCAAAGAAGAAAUUAUAGAAGAUACCGCCCAUCUGCCCUGUUUCAACGGGCGGGUAGUUAGUUGGGUAAGUUUUCAGGUUUCUAACCCGUCCGACGGCGGUUCCCAAUGUAUGGACAGCGUAACCCAUCCGUCGGAACCGCGACUGCCGCCUCAGGCCCCCGAAUCAAUCUGUACCGAUACCGAGAGCAUAAUCAGCUCGAGGCAGGGCAGAAGGCACCACAAAUACUCGUCCAGAAUCAACGGACACCUUCCGAGGGUCUAUGAGACCGCGUCGGUACUGAGUUCCGAUAUCGAAACCACCAGUUUUCAAUCGGAGACGACGGGUAGGCACACGGCCUUGUCAGAAUGCUCGAGCAUCAGCCGAUUGCACGUGGCGGGUCGCAAAAGGCCUCAGAGGAGGCGAAAACAACGACUCCAGGCCAUGUCGAGGACUAGUUCUUAUUCCAGCAUAACUGACUCCACCAUGUCGUUAAACAUUAUCACUGUCACGCUGAACAUGGACACUGUUAAUUUUUUGGGUAUUUCGAUAGUGGGGCAAAGCAACAAGGGCGGCGAUGGCGGCAUAUACGUGGGGUCUAUAAUGAAAGGAGGAGCGGUCGCUUUGGACGGCAGGAUAGAGCCCGGCGACAUGAUCCUGCAAGUCAACGACGUCAACUUCGAAAAUAUGUCCAACGACGAGGCGGUUAAGAUCCUGAGGGAAGUCGUACAAAAACCGGGGCCCAUAAAACUGGUGGUGGCCAAAUGUUGGGAUCCCAAUCCCAAAGGAUACUUUACAAUACCCAGAACAGAACCCGUCAGGCCCAUAGACCGAGGUGCAUGGGUGGCGCACACGGCCGCGGUCAGGGGCGACCCCGUGGCUAGACCUCCGAGCAGUUCCACCGUCUCCAGCACCUCGAUAGCGAGCACCGUGCCUGCCAACGAACGUGAGUGUCUUCUCGGUCCCGAUUUGGCCGAACCGUUGACGAUCAAUUCGCCGAUGUCGGAGAUCGUGCAGGCGAUGCAGCGACCGGACAGCGGCCUCGAAAUCCGCGACCGGAUGUGGCUGAAGAUCACCAUACCGAACGCGUUCAUUGGCACGGACAUGAUCGACUGGUUGCUGACGCACGUCGAGGGGUUCCCGGAGAGGAGGGAUGCCCGCAAGUACGCGUCGCACCUCCUCAAAGCCGGCUUUAUCAGGCACACCGUCAAUAAGAUCACUUUUUCCGAGCAGUGCUACUACAUCUUCGGCGACCUGUGCUCGGCCAUGACCAACUUGAAGCUGCAGGGCGACACGGACAGCGUGGGACCGUUGCCUAACGUGCCGAAUUAUAUGCCGUACAGCGGUACCUACAACCCUCUCGAGUACAUGCCGAUGCCGUUCUACAGCGAGAACACGGUUUACGGUUACAACAAGGAGGAGUCAGUGCUUAGCGGGAGCGGUGGCAGCUCGAACGGAUCCGAUCCGCUCAAGGAGGGGGCGGGCGCGCACAGCAGCGCGUCGGACAGCGACUUGACGUCGUUGGGACCGCGUCAUCUGCACGGGGGCGGUCCCACCGGCAACGGGAACGGCUCGAGCAACGGCUCGGAACGGAGUAGCGGCACCCAGGUGGCCGUCGGCCAGGGAGGCAACAGCAAAGACAUUGCCGGUAGUAGACAGUCGUUUAAGAUAGCGAUGGGCAACCCGUGCGAGAUGUUUGUCGAUGUUAUGUAGGGUUUUGUUGCGUGCGUUUCGAUAUUUCUUUAGGUAAUUUUUUUUCUCGUUCGUUUCGGUUUUCGUUUGGCGUUUUUUGUCUUUUUUUUUUUUGGGAACGCAUUCGAUCCGCUCGGCCAGAUAAUGUAAGUGAGACUCAGGAAUCAGGAGUCAUAAAAAUGGGGCAAAAUUAUAACCUACAAAUUUAUAUUUUGUGUUUACACGCGAUGUUUUGGCUAGGAAAUUAAUAUCCAACUCGCAAAAUAAUGGAGAAGCAACUUGCGCAGGAGAAAGCGCUCGUCAGUGAGACACGUUUUAUUUGUAUUUUUAAUUAUGUACUUUCGAAAAAUCUGAUAUGGUGUCGAAUGUCCCGGUGUUUGUCUUGUGUGCUCUACAGGAAGGCAUCAUUUACGAGGGUCAUUCGAAACGUGUCCGACCUAACAAUGAUACAUAUUUUCUCAAUUUAUUUUUCUAUAUAGCCUCUAUACACGUCUCCCAGCGAUGCUCCCAUUCCUCUAACCCAUUCAAAGUACCCAGCGUUUUUCUCCGCAAAAUAAUUGUUCACGAAGAUUCUUGCCUCCUCAUUUGACGAAAAACUUUGUCCUCCGAGCGCAGUUUUCAGAUGCGGGAUCCAAAAGAAGUCACUUGGGGCUAGAUCUGGUUAGUAGUUUUUCAGUUUUCAGUUUCAGCUUGUCAAGUAAUGAUGCAUAGAAAAAAUAGUCGGCACCACUUUCCCUGCCAGAUUUUGCUUUUUCCAUAGUCGGUUCCCCCUUCGCAGUCCAUUAUUGUUAAUGUAUUUUUGAUUCGGGCGUAUACUAUUGUAUCCAAGUUCCAUCUCCAGUAAUUAAUCGGCGCGUUGGAAACGUUCUUUCGGACAUGUUUUGGGUCUAAUGUAAGUAAACGUGGCACCCAACAUGUGGACAGCUUUCUCAUGCCUCAAUCUUGAUUUAAGAUGUUACAAACACGUUCUUCGGACAUUUAGCACUAUUUGAUGAACUAUUAACAGUUUUUGGGCGUCGCGAGCGUUCAUUAUCUCGUAAGCUCUUACGGCCACGUUUACAUUCAGCUGCCCAAAAUUUCACUGUGGUAAAUGACAGUGUAGAGUCUCCAUUCACAGAGUCUGAUUAAAUUUUAAUAUGUGUGUGUGUAUUGCUUUUCAAAAACAAAUAUUUUAUAACAGCUCUAUAUGGCUCAAACUUAGGUCAGCUAUAAAGAGGCGCAGAACUAAGAUCGCUAGCUGUUAGUAACUAGCGCCGCCAUCUUCAGGGUGAGGUCGUAAACUUUUCAAGUGACCCGCGUGUUGUACAGUGAGAAAAAAGGUACAAUUUUGAUCAUAGAAAAAUACACUUGCCUGCAUAGAAAUCGGCUCACUGUAACGUUUUGACUUUAACUACAUUUUUUUUAGAAAUCGUUCCGCAGAUAAAAAAACAGUUUAAAACACGAUUUAGUAGGAUUGAACACAAGUUUAAAUUGAUUAAAAUUUGUUCCGGAUUCUUAGGUUUCUCGAAGUGAAAUAACUGCAUGAGACAAAUUAAUUAUUUUUUAUUACUAAAAGAAAUAACUGUGACAAUUACCACCUUAAAACUUAUUUUUUAAUAUUGGGUAUGACCUCCUCUUGCCCUAAUAAUAUCUCUUACACGUAAUCUAAUCAAGUUCCAUAUUGUUUCUUGCGAAAUCUUAAACCACUCUUCCUCUUCUGCAACGAUAAGCUUCUGGGAUCGAGGUUAAAUGUUCGAUCAGAUUGAGGUCGGGACUACAUGCUCCUGGUCUUCCGUAUACUUUUUUUCGUCGGUCGCUACCACAGAGGCAUAUUCUAGUCUCAUCUCAAGAGCAGAACCCCAUUGUUCCAAUGUCGAAUUCAGAUGAUCUCGUGCAAAGCGUUGAGCAGUCUUCUUGUCACUGUCACUGGUGUUGUUUUCAUCCAACUAAUACACUUAAACACUAACCAAAUUAUUAAAAACAAAUAAUGUCAAAAUUUCGGUUGCAAAGGCAAUUAAUUUUAGUAUUUGACAACUUUGUUGCUCUCGUUAUAGCUACCGCAUAAGCAUAUUUCAUUUGAUUGCCGAUUGCUACGCAUAUAAAAGAUCAUUACUCUUGACAAAUUUAAGUCCAUAUUAAGCAUUAUCUUUUAAACAGUAUGUUUCUUUUUUAGUAGUAGUAGUUAAAGUCGAAAGGUUACAGUGGGCCGAUUUGUAUGUUCGUAAGUAUAUUUGUUAUGUUGGGUAUGCAAGUGCAAUAGAAAACUUAAGGGGAAUUUGAAAAUACUUGAUUCAUUCAAUAUUUAACAAACUAAAACCAAUUUCAAAUUUAAUAAUAGAUAAUAAACCCACGAAUUCUUUUGGUCCCUGGGGCAAGUGAUUUCAAAUUCGUAAUACGAAUCUUUUUGUUUUAGAAUUUGUCCUAUGUCCUAGUUUUGUCCUUUUCUGAUUUUCUCAUAAAUUCAACAGGCACAAUAUCCAUCAGCUGUCAAGUCCAUCUGAAUCUGGAACAUUGGUUUUUCAUUUGUCAUGUCUCUUGAUUUUCUUUUUCUUUUUAAUGUUUUUUACCCUUACUUUCUUGUUUUGCAUCCUUUUAAGGCGUACCUUACGUCUUCAAGUUGCUUUUGAAAAACCUCUUAAAUUAUUCGGGACAAUUUACAAUCCCUUUCUUGAAUUUUGUCUUCUUUUUCUAAUUAAUUUUUUUGAGCAGCAACAGCAUUUUCAGAGAAGCUAUCAUUUUUAUCACAGUUUGAUACCGCUGAUGCCGUAUUUGAACAAGAAAUGUUGGUUUCAUUAUUUUCAUUGGCAUUGUCAUUUUGAAAGUAUCAAAAGUUCGCCAAAAAGAAAUGAAAACACAUUUUAUAUUUCCUUUUUUAUUAUUCAUUAUUUAAGACAAUUGAACAUAUAUUUAAAACGAAAACGUAGGUGAAAUACGUACGAAAUGACACACUGCUUUGUUUAAUUAAAAAAGGAAAUGUAUUUCAAAAACUAACAAGUAAUAAUUACUAAUGUUAUAAAUCGCAAAAUAAACAUAGUAUUAAUAAAAUAAGAUAUAACAAGAACAUAAUGAACAGUGCGACCAUUUUCGGCAAUUCAUGCACUGCACCCACAUUUCAUUUGGUUUUUAGCGGGACUAUAAAUCAUUACAUUAAAUGUAUGGGCAGUCUUGAUCGUCACUGUUGAAAAAGGGACGUCCCGUUUGAAGUAGUCCUCCAAUGUACUCUAAGAAAAGUGUAUUGAAUUCUACACUGAGAAAAUGUUUAUUAAAAAAAAAUGAAAAUAAUAAUAAUGAAACCUACAUCCAAACAAUUAAUUGAAAUCUUUUUUUUUUUCAAACAAGAUGUAUUCAGGUAACGUCUAUAUUUAUUUUUUUACAUUUUAAGAUUUUUUAAGCAUUUUUACAGGGUGUGUCAAAAACUUGUUUCACGGAUUACUCACGACCCUGCUAAAACCGCUUGAAGCAAAAAAGCUGAAUUUUGGUAUAAAGCAGGAUUUUAGGCUAUAGAGGUUCUAUAAGAAGGGAUUUUUAAGAACUCAAGUUCCACAGGGGUGGGUUAAAUAUGAGAAUAUUUAUUAUUUAGAGAAAUUGUUAAUUUUUCAAAAAACGCUUCAAUUUUAAUUUCUUUUAAAAAUAAUAUAUAUAAAGAUACGAUAUGAGGAAGAAAAGGGUUGAAAUCCCUUCUUAAAUACUAAAAUAACUUUUUAGUUAAAAAAAGUAAGUUUUUGUUUUUUUUUCUUUCUGGUGAGCGAUGAAACAACGUGGAAUAUCAAUAAAAAUGAAUUGCUCGUGACAGGAAAAACAGAAUAAUACUUAUAUUACAAUUUAUUUUUUUAUAGAUGGAGGUUUGGACUGGCAUGAAAAAACAAAUUAUACUUAGAUAUUAGAAAUGUGAAUUAAAUG